Molecule: messenger RNA, 159 nt
Organism: Racocetra fulgida
Lineage: Eukaryota; Fungi; Glomeromycota; Glomeromycetes; Diversisporales; Gigasporaceae
Source: the annotation of a GenBank genome assembly
AUGUCUUUAUUCGUUUUGCAAAUGACUACAGGAAUACGUCCAUUUUAUGGACAAGUGGAAAUCUACCUUCGUUUUAAUGGAGUUUAUCUCACGGCCAAAGAUCUACUAGAUAUUAAUUUUAGUAUUAUAGAAAAAACAUUAAAAAUCAAAGAUUUUUAA